This is a messenger RNA of Kuraishia capsulata CBS 1993, 1080 nucleotides long. RefSeq lists its product as uncharacterized. The coding region runs from base 1 to 1080 and encodes 359 amino acids. Gene Ontology annotation, cellular component: cytoplasm; cis-Golgi network; fungal-type vacuole. The transcript has a single exon. Gene Ontology annotation, molecular function: glutathione disulfide oxidoreductase activity. The record is from RefSeq and is a predicted model, not a curated record. Gene Ontology annotation, biological process: cellular response to oxidative stress. NCBI's taxonomy places the organism in Eukaryota, Fungi, Ascomycota, Pichiomycetes, Pichiales, Pichiaceae.
AUGAGCCGCAAACAAAGACUUUUGGUGCUGUCAGCACUGAUCAUGACGAUAGUGCUUGUGGUAUCUCUUAGCUCUUCGGAGACCCCGGCUUUUGCCAUAGCAAACACGAACAAGGACUCGUCUUCUGCUGCCGAUUUGUUGAGCCAGUUCAGUGCUAGUAAUGGGAAGAAGGGUGAGAGUCCUGAAAUCAAGACUGGUGAGAAGGUUGGUAGUCCUUCUGGUGCUGGGUCGAGCUCUGGAUCUGUUGGUUUGACCAAGGGCUCUUCUGCCGGUUCGACCAAGGGUUCAUCCUCUGACUCUUCUACGGGCUUUAAGGAUUUACAAGAUACUCACGACUCGAAAGAUGCUGCCGACGCUAAGGCAAAGCCAUUGACUGGCUCCAAGGCAGAGACCGGCUUCAAAGAUCUCCAGGACUCACGUGGCUCUGAUUUGGAGGGUUCAACUCAAGAUGAGGAGGCCCCAGGAGUUGCCGAUGCCGGCAAACUGUCCAAAGAUCUAUCUGACCCCGCUGAGGUUGUGGGUUCUAAGGGAGCCACGAAGCCAGCCAAGGGCUCGUCUGACCAUACCGGCCCCCAUGGUUCUGGAAACAUCUUGAAAGACUCCGCAGAUGCCUUGGUCGAUGAUGCCGAUGGUGGAGUUGAUUCUGGCGCUUCGAAAAAGCCUGCCAAGACCCUAAAAUCUUCUGCUGGCACAGAUGACGAAGAUGAGGACAGUUCCGUGUUUGACCCGGCUAAGGAGUAUAAUGAUAUCAUGAGCAUGGGUCCCGUGGUGAUCUUUUCCAAGACAGGUUGCCCUUACUCUCGUGCACUCAAAGAUUUGCUUAACACAAACUACGAUAUUGUCCCCGCGCCAACAAUUGUGGAAUUGGAUCUCCACACCCACGGUCGCGAACUACAAAAUUACCUUGGCGAGACGAGUGGCAGAAAGACUGUGCCCAACUUUUUCGUCAACGGAGUUUCUCGUGGAGGUUCUGAUGAAAUCAAGACUCUCCACGCAGCUGGAACUCUUCUCUCCGAGCUCAAAACCUGGGGUGGGAAGCUCGUCCAAGUAUCCAAAUUGGCUGCUCCUUCCAACCAGUGA